Molecule: messenger RNA, 24369 nt
Organism: Porites evermanni
Lineage: Eukaryota; Metazoa; Cnidaria; Anthozoa; Scleractinia; Poritidae
Source: the annotation of a GenBank genome assembly
CAGCAACAUAGCCCGGGUGAUACCGCUUUGAUCGAGAAUUUUCACAGUCUGCUGACCAGCAUAGAAGAACUUUACGAGACAGAAAAGUUUAAUGGACCAGAAGAGAGAUUUUUUAACAUAGUAGAGAAGGUUUCAAGCAACCGACCGGUUAGUAAAACAGCUUUAGUUGUUGUUAUUUCUACUAAAUUUCUACAAAGGGAAAGAAGGAGUAAGGAUUACCACGAUCGGUUAGUGCGCAUGCGCGGCCGGCGUUCUCUGCGGGAAGUUCCGAGUUCAAUUCCCAGGUGUAUCGACUUCUUUGCUUUCCCUGCAGAGCUCCGUACUAGUGGAGAGAGAGAGGUCGGCCUCAGGAUUAUCAGUUUAAGUAAUUUUAUGAGUUGCGACGUAAAAAUUGGAUCUUUUUAGUUUCCCUAUAAGACGGGGUGACCUUUGGAACCACACUGUGUGUCUGUCUUAGAGAGAGUCAUCUAAAAGAAGAAAAAAAGGAAGAGUCCAACUCUGAGUUUCCGUUUUAGUGAGGUGUCCGUCUUAUAGAGGCGUCCGUUAAGAAAGAGUUGAAGUAUUUUUCUCAGACUGAAAAAAGGUAGUCAGUGUUUUUUCAAAUCAAUUUAAAAUGCAUCCUGUUUUUGAGAAUCGUAAGCAUGCUUUUAUUGAUUUGCAGGAGCGAUCUCUUCAUAUCCUUGUGUCCUUCAGAGCUCAGGCAGUGCACCCUGCCCAAGUAGGGUGGCUAACAAACCUUCACAGCCUAAUGGAAAAGUAUUUCAGGUACAUGACGACGUUAUACGAUAUAAGACGUUGUAGGAAAAACGUUAUAAGGGACUUUAAGAUCCGACGAGGGGACCGCAACGAGAUCGUCAAAAAAAAAAAAUAAAAUAAAAUAAAUAAAUAAAUAGGUUUUUAAUAGGCAAAACCUAAAUUUUGCACGUUCAUUACAAGUUUUGUACAUUUAUUUGCAACUUGGGGAGCAAGGGUGGCGCAGUGGUGAGAGCACUCGCCUCCCACCAAUGUGGCCCGGGUUCAAAUCCCGGCGUCGACGCCAUAAUUAUGUGGGUUGAGUUUAUUGCUGGUUCUCUCCCUUGCUCCGAGAGGUUUUUCUCUGGAUACUCCGGUUUUCCCCUCUCCUCAAAAACCAACAUUUCCAAAUUCCAAUUCGACCAGGAAUCAGGUAGACGAAGAACCACUAUGUGGAUGUGCUACCUGUAAAUGGUUAUUCAUUUAUUCAUUUAUUCAUUAUUCAUUUGCCGUUUUCAUUGCACGACUACGACGUGAAAUAGACCUCUUUAGCCUUUUCCCAAUAGAGGUCCCAGAGGAACUUGACCCUUUGUCUUUUCAGAAAUUAUUCGUAGAUAUGCACGUGAAGAAGACGAAAUUUGAAAGAAACAGUUCUCUAGAGUGUUAUCACAUGACCUGUCUUGGGAAAACAAACAUACAAGCUAAAGAAGUCUAUUGCCAAAUUUUAAGUGUUAUGGAAAACGUAAACAAGCGACGACGAAAUUAUACUUCUCUUUCUGGGACAUCGUUCCUGGGAAUUCAGCUCAAGGAGCGAUUAAGACUGAAAGAACUCAAAUUCACUUUCGCUGCUAUCUCGUCCUUGGAUCUUAAAUUCCGACCUUAUUGUUUCCUUGAUCUUUUUCAGAUAUGAAAUCCGUACUAGCAUAAGAGAGAGGGUUCUUUCUGUGUUGUCUUCCCUGUUAGCAUCAUACGGCCAUUGGUAUGAGGUAAGUGGAACUAAUCAGCUUACAUAGUAGGGGAGUUUGUGGUUAACGACUGCCUAAGUUGUUGUAUUCACACUCCACGUCGGAGUUUGUUUAUUUCAAACUUUUGUUUCGAUAACAGAGAAUAAAAAUAACGUUAGUGCACCACGUACAAAUUAGGAAACCUUGUGAAUUUCAAUCCAAUUUUUUGCACAGAAACAGGUUAUACUACUCAGGGCAGAAAAAAUUUGAAUUCCAGCUUACCCUUAGGAUAAGCGGCACUCAAAUUUUGCUUGUCCAGGGCCCUUGCGUCCUUUCCAAGUUUAUGAUUUAUUUAGAAGACGCCCUGCCUGGGGCUUUGUCCAUCGCUGGAAUAAGCAUGCAUGGAAAGUUACUUGGAAAUUUGCUUUUCUCGGAUAACCUGCGACACAGACGAACCUAAACCUCUGGUUAAAUCCGUCUGCGAGUCAGUGACAAAGUCCUUGUUCUGGGGCCACCACCUUCGUACCAGAAUUUGAGUAGGCGCCAUGAUUAGUCCGUUAAAAAAGGCCGUUAUCAAUUUUCCAAUCAGAUUGAAGGGAAAUUCGAAACGCACCUCCAGUAAUUCGUUGAGCUAGGUGGCUGAGGGAUCAAACAAGGAUCUCGGCGCUGUUUCCCAGACGUUACUGGCCAGGGUAAGAUUACGUCUCUGAGGCAAGCUAUGACUCGGACGACCGGAUGGGACGUUUCUCGAGUCUUGCUACCACCAGGUCAAAAAUUAUACAAAUGAACAAAACAAAAACACGAGUUGGAAUCUGAACUGAUAACAGAAGGAUAAUGUGGAAUUUUUUUUAACAGGAAGAGCUUCUAGAGUCAGCGGUGUUGCCAUAUCUGAGUCACAUAUCCGAGGACCAAGAUGUCACAGUGCGUGACGCUGCAGUACAGAUACUUAUUGAUUUGUGUCUGAUGUGUGACUCGCAGAAGUGUCAAGAUUUCCUCGACAUUAUUGAGAAGGUAUGUUUCUUCAAUUCCUAUUCCUGGUGUAUUGUGUUUUCAGCUGAGUUCAUAAGAUGAGUUUGCAACCUUAAGAGAGAUUCAAAACCUAACGCUUCGAUCGCUUUCGCAGCGUGAAUCCAAUUUCGUGCUACCGCGAAAUUCAAUUUGGUACCUUUUGUCGGAGCGAAUUCAACUCCAUAGCAUCAAAAGCUCGGCGUUGGGAAAAUCAUUAAAUAUCGCAAAUCUGAUAAAAGCCAAACUAAAAAUGUCGUUGGCAAUCGAAUAUAUCUUUUAAAGGUUAUUAUCUUUUUUAUGUUACUUUUUUACUUUUUCUGACUGACAAGUUGCAAACAGGUUUGAGUUAUAGUCAUUUCUUGCGCUUGGUUCCCGUUAGUAACCACGACGGCAACGGCAAGGAGAACUUUAGAAAAGCAAUGGUUUUAAUGAGCAAACAACUCUGCACUUGCAUUACAUUUUUGGUACAUUUCUUUCCCUUCCCUUCACGAAGGCUUUGCUCAUGUCAAGUUCUUGUGACGACGUCAACGCACGGCGACGAGUCUUUCUUUCUCUUUGCGAAUUUUUGUUCGGUCCUUCAGAAUUCAAUGCUAGAAAAAAAAUUGCCUUAGAUUAACAAAUUGAUCGGAUUGGAAUAAUUGCGAAUUGUCUUUAAAAUUUACCUUUCGCUUCGGUUGCCGUCGUUGUUGCUGAAGGUCUCUGUUGAUUAUAGCAGACUCAGAUUUCAUUCAUAUAUUUUAUUUGUUACCCUCUAUUGAAAAGUAUUAUUACAGUCUGACUAUAAAUAUGUGCAAUACAUUACAAGAACAAAGUAUAUAAAUGAUUCCUGUAGCAGGACCAGUAUUCUGAGUCCAAAAAUAACCAAGAAAUAAAGGUACAUGUACUGCCCAUUGGCGAGAGUAUAGUGGUCCCGUCUCUAGCAGGAGACAAAAAACAGUGUCCCCGUUUAGUACCGUCACUCACAUAAUUGUAAUAAUAACAACCAAAUGCGCUGUUCUUCUUUUUUUUCCCAGGUUAUCAGUAGACAUGUGGAGCUACAAGGAAAAAGCUAUCCACUUGAACAACAGCAACAGGUUAUAGCCUAUAAUACUAUGUUCGAAUAGCACUAUUUUCAAAAAGGCAGGAAAAUGUGAACACGUUUUAAGGAUCCAGUACAUCUCUAUAACAUUCAGCUCGUUGUGCUGAUCAGCUAAAUGAAGUCAUUUUUGGUACCCACGAAGGUCUCUUAUUCCGCAUCAGUGAUCCUCGUAUACAUGUAUACAAAAGAGAGUAUUGUCUUUGUUUUUAAGUGCUUUGUUGGGUUCAUACUCGGUGUAAAAAUCUGUGAAACUCACGAGUGACGUAAAACAAUGAAUACAAAGAGGCUCCUGAGAAGUCAACACAAUAGAUUCAAGGAAAAUGACAGCUAGAAAAAACUUCACAGGUUUUUACCCCGAUGAUGACUCCUUCUGUUGUUCUUUCAUCUAUAGUUGGUGCAAGAAGAAAAAGAACUAAAGGACAUCAAAACAGCAGUCAGCGGAUUGGUGGAAGUUUUUAAGGUAAGGAGACUGGCCGGGUAACGUUUGUGCUAGACUGUUGACAGUCCCCUAUUUUUCGUAAGAUCGACAGGAUCGAGCUCUUACCUGUAUCGGCCAUCUUGGUUUCAUAUGUACCCAGAGGCCAGGCGUCGGGGUGUUAAGUAGUUUUGACACUCAUCCAAGAUGGCUGCCCGUUACGCAAAGUACUCGAUCUCGACGAUCUUACGGAAAAGUAGAGGACUGGAAAGAGUCUAUGUUUGUGUUACCAAAAAGUGGUUUUAUAUUGAGCAUCGUAAACCCAAAACCAAACCAAAGAAAUAACUAUGACCCAUUACAAGCACUUGUGCAAGUUAGCAAUUCUUGAAAAGUUAUUUUACUGCCAGUGCUAAGCAUCAACAUCAUCCCUCACCCCUUUCCGGAACGAACUUCGUGACCGACCAAAAAUUUUAUCCUGCAGCGACUGGUCAGUCACUUAAAAGCAGCAUAGUAACUUUUAACCAUGGAUGUGAAAAUACAGGCUAAGAAUGCGGUGUGCAAUCUAGUGUCAACACAUAUUUACUUUUGCGUUGGUUCUUUUGCAACUUUUCACCAGAACCAAGUUAUUUACUUUGCGACACGCGCUCCCCGCGCUAAUAGGCCAGUUUCGAAUUAUCAAAAUUCGCAGUUUGGCUUCGAGGCUGAGGGGAAUAAAACGAAAGAAAUGAAUUAUUUAUCACUGAAUUUCAAUGCGUUUUCAUUUGUUUUAACCCCUCAGCCUCCGUGCUAAGAAUGAAUCUUAAUAAUUUGAAACUGGUCUACUGGGGCACCCUCAAGAUUAAGUUCAGAUUGAUUUGUGGGAUUGUCUGAGUGUAGGAUUCUCAAUACUUAGGUGUUCAAAAUAUUACAUUGGGCAGCUGAAAGCGAGGCUCUUAUGGUUGUUACGGGGCUUAGCCCACCCGGAUAUGCAUCAAAAAGGACGCUCGUCUUGUCUUAAGUAAUAAGCGACCUUCUCUCAUAUGUAGCACAAAAGAUGUCUUCGCGGCUUAAAUGAGACGCAACGUAGCUAAAAUUUCUGUUUAAUGUAAAUUGAAUUGUUCGUUUUAUCGACAGCACAAGUUGUACCGUUUGCCUCACGGCCACGCUGUUCGUACAUUUGAACUGUUGGUGUCACACAUGAAAGCACAUUAUUACCAUGGAUAUAGCACUGACAUUGCCAGCGUUAUAAGAAACUUGGUAUGCUUAAUUUUGUUUCUUGCAUAGAAGAAAAUACCGUAAAUAGAAAAGUAAAUAAGUUAAUAAAUUAAUGAAUAAAUCGUCACAUACAAAGCAGUUCGAAUGUAAGACUUUACCUGUUGGACUUAAUUUGUGGUUAACUAUAUUGAGCGUAAAACUGUGAAAGGUUUGAAACCCAGGAGUCAUUUCAUAGGUAGGUUGAGUAUGAUCGUCCGGGUGAACGUAGUCCUGAAUAGGACUGUUGUUGACAGUGACUGUGGUUUCGACAAUCUAUGCGGUAGUCAUCUUGAGAGUCAAAGUGAGUUGUAUCACGCCAGUUUAUGGUAUUAAACUCUGGCCAUUGACCUGAUUGGUCAAUGAAGUUGCGAUGUUAUUGGUCGUCUGUCAGUUAAGCCGUGAGGUUGUUGGUUAUUAAGACUCGUAAUGUCAUUGGUACGUUUCGAUCCGUCUAUUGUAACAGUUAGACAGUCGUUAAUUGUUAGUUAAAUUGUCAGUUGUCCAGUCGUUCUCUCGUAGUUAGUUUUGCUUGAUUCCGUCAAUAAGUCGUUUGUACGGCGCCGGUAACUGUUGACGACGAUUCAGUGGCAUUUGUUCUAGGUUAGUAAACCAGCUUUCUAAAGUGAGUCGUUGAUAGUAGUCUUGUAACUGCUCUGUGGUAGUAGCCAACUCGAAAGCUUGGCUCCUUUGGCUGCUACACACUCUUCCUUUUUUAUGUUUAAUUCAAUGUAUAGUUAGCUCUGUUUUUUACUUCUUCCUUUUUUUUCCUUAUUGUUGUAUUGUAAUUGAAUAAGUUUGAAUAAAUGAACUUGAACUUGAACUUGAACUUGUAGAAUACGUAAUAUAUGUCGCAGAGUCCAUGUCGAUUUGAGAUUUUGUCUGUAAAUGGUGCUCUGCAAUGUGAUUGUUGCCGUUUCAAACAUUUCGUUGCGAUUGGUGCGUUUCGAACCGCUUUUUGUCAUUGUAAAAUCGGUCGUCUUGUGAGUAAAAUUGGCGUUUUUUGGUAAUGUGAUAUCGUCAGUUUUGUUGAAACGUCAAAAAACUAAAGAAAAAAAAAUAACUGAAUAAAUUGAUACAGUCUAUAAGGUGAACAUAGGGCUAACGAACUAUACGUAGUGCUUCUCUGUUAUCUUUAAUAUCUUUGAUACUUUCAUUUGGUGAAGAAUUGAUCCUGGUAAUGGCUAUGACAACUUUAAAUGGAUUGAGACAGUGUCCACUCCAGAACCCAAUGUACUGUUUUAAUGCCUGAUCCCCAAAAAUGUUAUUGUAACUGAGAUUUUCAGUUGUAAAAAGUUUGGACAUGAUGUUAUAAAUAAAGUGAAUGUCCUUUUCUUUCGCUUCACUCUUAUCAAGUAUCAAAUGUACGUGUCAAAACUCUACAGACUGAAAGCUUGGUAAAACUGUGUAAAAUAAAUCACCUUUUAAGUUAUGACAUUAUAACAUUACUGCAAGCUUCUUACAAGUAUACCUUAUUUUCAGGCGUUUGAGUGUUUUCUUAGUUUGCGAUGUGAUUCCAGUUUACGUCUUGGUUUAUGUGAUAGCAAAGCGGAGGGAGGCGGCGGAAAGUUCAGUCCUUACUUUACUUGCACGCACAGGUAACCUUGCAGGUUUAAUUUGAAAACGUUGCCUACUCCAUUAUUAGAAAGCCAUAUUGUUUCAAAUGUAGUGACGUAACUUUUUACUUUUUUUCCCUUAAGUGAUGCUGAUACGAAGGCAUUGUCACAUCUUGCGCUGAUAAAUUAUUCAGAAGUCUUUGAAGUGAUAUUGAAUUGUUUGCAAUAUGUAAGUUAUACACAACAUUUUGUUCACUUUUUCUCUAGUUUAACUCAAGCUUCCCUGAUAAAACAGUGAUCAACCUAACGUCAACCGAAGGAUCAAAGACCAGAAUGGCACUCUUUCUGAAUGUUCUGUUUACACUAAAUGCACCUUAAGGCCAAUUCCACAGAUUAACUUAGCAAGAGUGUUUUUGCGCCGUUUUUAGUUGUGUGUUAAAAGUAGACCAGACGGAGUAACAACAAGAGCCAGAAUGUAAUUCGGAAAGAAAAUUAGUUUGAACCCGCAGUUUUCUCAGGAAAUUAAGCUUUGAUAUUGUAGAAAUUUAUAUUCAUUAUAUCUUAUUUUCUCAUUAAAAAAACAAACAAACAAACAAACAAACAAAUCCCCUUUUGCGUUUCAAUAACAGUCGGGAAUGCAAAUGUUUGAUUCUUUGUUUUGUUUUUUAGGAGUGGGAUUGGACAGUAAUGGAACAUGUUUUAACCGCGCUACCCGAGGUCUUACAAAAUAAGAACCUAAUACUAUCAGCCAAUCCUGCAUUGAACACGAUGACGUCAGUACUCUGUCACAUGGUAAGGCCCCACAUUUCGCGCCUUUACUCCAUCUUAGACCCGGUUCAGACGCUUUACUUCACAUGAGCCGAAUCGAAUUCAGUGAAUUACGUUCUUGUGAAGUACGACGUCUGAGUCAAUUCGAAAUAGGUUAUUGAAUUUGGAUCGGUUCAGCCGCUCAUCACACCUGACUUAGUCGGGGAUCGCAUCGGCUGUGGACCGUCGUAGAUCAAGAGAGAAUUCAGAUGAUAUUCGGAUGCGGAACUUCACUUCACCCCUUUUAGUCGAUUUCAUGAUCGCUUAGGUAUCCUAUUGCCGGCUUUUGUUAGAUCACUGUGUUUUCUUUUUUCUGUGCAGGUGUCAGAGCCUUCUUGUAUAAUUGACCUUCGUCGGGUUCCUCAUGGUGUGGGCAGAGCGGGAUUGCAGUCUCUUAUAUUUCCAGUGAGUAUCAGUUGAAUUUUGGUGCUCGUAGUUACCCAUCCUUAGCACCUGACAGGUUUUCCCUCAGUUUUACCAUAGAUUGGUCCAUUCAUUGCGUCUUGAUACUAAGCUACUCCAAAUGCAUAUUUUGCAGGUUUUAACAGUUCUCGCUACAUAUCAUUCCAGUCUUGACAGAGGCCGACAGGUGAGUUUAGCAUUUUUAGGUAAAAUCCGUCCAAACAGUAAGAUGUUCUCACUUCCUGAGUCUUUCGUACGUUUGUUGGGCAUAAUGAAAAGAUAAUGUACUGGUUUUCCAUAACUUCAGUAUGGUUUUAUUCUUGUGGCACUGCAGUUAAACCUUCAUGUGCGACCACAUCUUGAGAUACCACCCAUCCUAGAAAAACAAAAUAACCUCCCAAAAGCGCAAACCCAAAAUGCCAGAAUUUGAUGCUCAAAAGGAUGAUGUUUUACAAGUGUUCAGUUCUUUGAUUGGAAUACUGAACUUGGUAUUUUACAUAGGUAGUCUCAUAUGAGAGGUGGUCGCAAGUGCAGGUUCGAAGGAACCAACAAUAGUUUUCCAGUCAUAGCACUAUAAUGGUCGCUAACUGAAUGCUCCAGUGUUUAUGAAAUAGUAGUAAACUUUGUUUCUAAGGAAACUGUGAAAGGUUUGAACCUAGGAGUCAUUUCAUAAGUAAAGGACCACGUAGAGUAAAGGAGCACAGUCAGGACUACGCUAACCCGGCGACCAUGCUCCACCUAUGUGUGCCAUAGGAAAAGAACUCAAGGAAAUGACAGGGCAUGUUUUUUAACUUUUUUUUUCUUUUUUUGGCCAAAAGCAGGGUUCGCACAGUCUGGAAAAGUCCUUGAAUUUUCUUCAACUUUGAAUGUAGUGGUCUGGAAAGAGUUUUUUGAUGCUUUUUGGUUGUCUAAGACAGAAUAUAAAUCAUAGCUCAGAGAAUUGAAAGGUUAUUUACAUAAAGUGCUCUAUGUGUUAUGCAAUAAUUAAGCACCAAUUUAAGAUAAGUGAACUGAAAAAUGUAGAGAAGUUGGUGAAGCAAACGGUUCAAGCCUUUAAGUCUUAUUAGAAUAGACUGGGAAUGUGGAUUUUCGUUAUUACCUGUAAAAUUAUAUUCCUAGUAGGUGGUCCUUGAAAAGUCCAUAAAAAGUCCUUGAAAAAUGGUUCCAACUUUUUAUAUGAACCCUGAAAAGGGGUGUCCUUAUGGAACAGUUUGACUGUACUGAUCUUGUUUGCGUAUGCUUGACCUAGUUUGAGCUGGUCAGAACAUUGGAGUUGGGUUUAGUGACAAAGUGCGCCGUGCUGUGUGUCUCAUCUCUGACAUUGUGCACCAUGGAGAUGCAGGCAGUCAUGAAAAGGUUGGUACAUUACAUUAUUGUCUGACGUCUGAACUAUUCCUUUGGCAUACGUGCAAGGCUUUAGUCUAUUUUUAUCAGACCAGGCUUAAUGUCGGACUAUAAUUACACGGUACUACCUGUUUGUUGCUGUUACGUUUUGAUUUACGUUCGAAGUGAUUUUCCUUCCUAUUUCUAAAAAUGUAACCGGCUUUGCUUUCCAUGCUUCGUCCCUCGGGAUUCUUCGAAAACUUUGAGGACCAAACUAUUUUGUCUUGCUAGAUUGAAACUCUCAGUGUUGCGCUUUGUGUAAAGUAAUUUUUUAUCCUUUAAUUUUCCGUUUUCCAGCCUUCUUCCAGCGCUACUUGUCCGCUUGACCCAGAUCUCUGCAACCGUUUCCAUGGCAGCACCUAUGCUGGAGUUCCUCUCAGGUGUGUACUGAAAGUUGUUCACAUUUUAGGGGUUUAUUCAAAUUUUAAGUCCUUUUAUUUCCUCUGUCAUAAUUGUGGACGUACUUUUUUUAAACAGGUCUCGUUCAUUUACCUCAUUUGUACGCCAGUUUCCAGGACAGCCAAUAUAAAAGCGUAUUUGCUAUUUGUUUGCCAUACACAGAUCCAUUCAGGUAAGUCUUUGUUGUUGGCGAUUUUCUAAUCAGGGUUACUACGUUCAGGAAAAAAAAUCUGUGAAAACAAAUUUUUAAGUCACUGAAAAAGUCAAGGAAUUAUUUUUUAUUGCCCACAAAAACCCGUGAAAAGUGGUUGAAAAUGAAGGGAGGAAUAUUCAUCAGUUUGAUGGCGUCAUGAAAAAAGCUGAAGCAAACGUAAACUCGGAUUGGUUUUUGUUAAUAGACACCUAAUGCAAGGUCCGUGAAAAUUUCUAGAGGUAAGUAAAAAGUAAGGGAAAAUUCACAGCAUUUUUAUUUUGUUUCUGAUUAGUGGCAACCCUAUUGAGUAUUUUAUAGAGUUUGUACGAUUCUAUUUACCUACUUUGUCCACAAAUGUUAAGUUGUUGCGCGUUUGUUUCUCACACAGGUACUCUCAGUACACCGUGACACUUGCUUAUCACGUGAUUGCCGCGUGGUUUGUCCGGUCACGUGUAGCUUAUCGCAAAGCAUUUGUUGGAUUUGUCAGCAAGGUAAGAGAGUGUCUAUUUCUCAAUACUCUCCUCUAUGUUCUGUGAAUAUAAAUGUACCAUACAUACUGCUACGUCAACCAGCUACGAAUUCCAGUCCAACCUGGAACAAAAAAUGAGUCGACAGAAGUUCCAUCCCUGCCGGAGCUCUUUAUCUCUAGAUUUUAUUUCUUUGCUCAAAGCUCUUUAUUGUAAGUAUUGCUCUAUAUUCUUCCUUUUAUAGGUGUUCACGAGUAGAACUGUAUUUUUCCCAAAAACUAUAAACAACGAAAGGCUAAAACAAUUUAACGAAUCCAAAAACUACAACCGUCAAACCAAAAUUUACCCUUUCUCUGUCCUUACGCCACGUUGAUACGCUCUACAACUUAAUUAUUACCUGACACGAAUUGUAUAUUAAACAAGACUAUUUAUGGUAAUUUCCUGUCGUGCAGUCUCUUAGGGCACGAAAUAACGCUAGAUCAUUAAUCCUUCUAUCCAAUGGGAUUACUUAAUUAUUUCAUCCACUCUAUGGCAGGGUCUUAAAUCAAGUGCUAUAAUCCCGGAGCGUUAUGACGCAAGACCCGACAGCCCCGCUUUGGCGGCUUCCAGGGCCCAAAUGGGCAGCGUGAGUAAUCAGCCCUCGCCCCAGAUCACUCAUCGGUCAGUUUCGCCCGUGACCCAUAAAGAGACUGAAGCAGCGUGUGAACUGCAUUCCGAGAUGAGUGAAGUGUGUAUGGAUAUGAUGGCUAGGUACACAUUUGCUCCUUGUAUGUCACAACCCACCAGGUAAACAGUCUUGUAAAGUGGUUGUUCGAUAUUCAUAAGUAGUAAAACUUGUUUUUUAUCACCGUAGUUUUAUAUGCGCGCCGUUAUUGACUUGCUAGGAGAUCCAACAAGCAAAUAUUUCGACGAAGUUGCCAGGCGCAGAAGUAAAAAUACCCACCUUCAGUCAGAUUUUGACAACAAAUGCAUGUCGUCAUAGAUGUGUGCAUUGCAUUUUUGUAGCGGCGGGUCGAUGCAUUUGCUAAUAAAUUGUCGUUACUGGCAUCAAAGUGUUCUAACAUUGUACCGUUACUACUAUUACGAUCAUAAAUAUAAGUAUAUUUACGACGCUCUUAUAAUUAUUUUUUACAGAACAUUGACAGUAAGCCUGUAAAAUAUUUUGUUAUUUUUCCCUGACCAAACUGUUCCAGUGCUGAUCGAAGGAAUGCAAAAUCUUAAUGGAAUUAUUAUUCGUGUUCAGGACUAAAGCCGUAGAAUAUAUGCUGGCCAGCGGUCACUCCCGCACUUGGAUGAUUGGCAGCACGAUUGUAACUAUAACAACUUCCGGUACAUACAUCAGUUUGGAUGGAGUGUGUGAAAGCUGCUUUACACUGAGGCAAAGAACAGGUAACCUUGUUCACGGUGAGAAAGUUAAAGUCGAGAAAGGUCCUAAACAGCGAAAAAAGGCACCCGUUGGCUCGAAAGAAGAAUCUCCUUCUCAGGCCAUGAUCGACCACAUUCACGGCGCUGGUCCCGGUCCCGGUACUCAGGCCCCUUCUGGUGCUCAAAUGAGUGCUGAAGGUUCAAGCUUGGAAAAAACGGCUCUUCACAAGGUGCACUCUGUUGAUACUCCAAAGUUGAUGUCUGAAGCUCAUGGCAGCGUUGCUUCUGAGCGGAGAUUCAGCGAACCUCUCGUUCCUGUUAACCCCCAGAACUGUCAGUGUGUCUGCCAAGGAUGGGCAGAGAUAUUUAUCCGGCGACCCAGCGGCAACAUUUCUUGGAUCAUGCGCAUUCAGAAUAGGGAAUCAUCAAUNAUCUUAAUGGAAUUAUUAUUCGUGUUCAGGACUAAAGCCGUAGAAUAUAUGUUGGCCAGCGGUCACUCCCGCACUUGGAUGAUUGGCAACACGAUUGUAACUAUAACAACGUCCGGUACAUACAUCAGUUUGGAUGGAGUGUGUGAUAGCUGCUUAGCACUGAGGCAAAGAACAGCUAACCUUGGUCACGGUGAGAAAGUUAAAGUCGAUAAAGGUCUUAAACAGCGAAAAAAGGCACCCGUUGGCUCGAAAGAAGAAUCUCCUCCUCAGGCCAUGAUCGACCACAUUCACGGCGCUGGUCCCGGUCCCGGUACUCAGGCCCCUUCUGGUGCUCAAAUGAGCGCUGAAGGUUCAAGCUUGGAAAAAACGGCUCUUCACAAGGUGCACUCUGUUGAUACUGCAAAGUUGAUGUCUGAAGCUCAUGGCAGCGUUGUUUCUGAGCGGAGAUUUAGCGAACCUCUCGUUCCUGUUAACCCCCAGAACUGUCAGUGUGUCUGCCAAGGAUGGGCAGAGAUAUUUAUCCGGCGACCCAGCGGCAACAUUUCUUGGAUCAUGCGCAUUCAGAAUAGGGAAUCAUCAAUGCAUUUGGAUAGCGACAUUACCACAGCUGUGGUGGAUGAUCCCCAGAUUGGUGAAUGUAAGUUGACUUUUUAUUGCUGGUUAAAGGGGAGUUUGUAUUAUUAGUUAACGCAGCGAACCAGAAAUAAAUGGAUAUCUUUUAGAUACAUUAUUUGCACUAAAGUGCAAUUUGAAAUUUUUGGUUUUCUCUAAAUGUUAAACCAUGGGGUACUAGAAAUUGCACAGCCCACGUUUGCCUCUUACGCACUUCCCUACUGCUCUUACCAGACACCUAAAUCUUAAGCCAGCCAGAAAAAGAAAAACACACCGUAACCGUAUCACAGGAGAAAAGGAGCUUUAGCGACGACGAUGGCGACGGCAACGAGAACGUCUAAGAAAGCAAUAGGUUCAAUAUGUAAAACAGCAACUCUGCACGUGCAGCACACUUUUUGUACAUUUCUCUGCCGUCACUUCACAACUACAACUGCAAAUUCCAUCACGAGACGUUUUAUGGAGAACGUAAAUACACCUCGACGAAUUUUUCUUUCUCCUUGUUAACUUGGGUUUGGUCCCCACGAAUUCAUUUACAGGGAAAUUAAACUACAUUUGACUUUUUUAAGUGAGGUGAAAUAAUCGCUGCGUGCAAAACUGGACGUAUCCCAAUAAUCGCGGAAAAUUAAAAAAACAACGCUGUGGCCGUGGCCGUGGCUAUUGCUUAACCUUUUUAAUGUUUACUUUGCGGGCAGUGUUUUGGCCAGCAUAUUUUGGUUGGCAUCCUCAAGUGGCCCUGGAGACGAAGGUAAAAAAGAUGAAGUGUCUUCUCCAACCGCUUGGCGUUCAUAGGACACCCUGACGGCCCAUGAAACCAUUUAACCUAAUUGCCCCUCCCCUCUGUCCCCUGCUCAAUGCCCGCCAGGAUUAUUGGUGCUACUGUCAUACGUUUACCCACGUUGUUGGGACCAAAGAAACCGAAUAAUUCUUAACUGUUUUUUCUUUCCUUUCCCUUAGUUUUAUCUCCACCUAGCGACAAGCUUGAAGAGAUCCUGAGCACAAGCACAGAAAGUGGAUCCGUUAUUGUUGACGUUAUCCGGCAAACCAAGCCACCAGAGGGGAAGGGUGGGGUCGUCGACGCAGGUUGGUUUGUUUUAAUAUCAAAUGGUAGUGAAGUCCAGUUAAACACUUGAAGUAUGAAUCGCAAACAUUUGAAAGAGCCCCUGUACACUAUAAGGCUAUAUUGACACUAUACCAUGUAGCUUUUGCACUGGCACGAAAACCAUACCGGAUAGGGGUUCUGUUCACACAUAAGGACGGUUGUGGCGGUGCGAUUUCUGUUACGGAGCGAAGCUGCGCCGUGCUGAUCUCUAAAAUGGAGAGUCACCUUUUCUUUGCUAAUUUAUUCUUUACCUAUUCAAUUAGCGCAAUCUUAGGCCAUGGUGUAUUAAUUGCAAAAAGGGUGAAAUGUUCCAAACAGAUUGAAACAAGAACUUGUAUUCAUCAAUUGACGUAAACGGAGGUGACAGCAAACCCGCUGCAAAUGAAUAAGAGCGACGUAAGGCAAUUUUAAUUUAGUCCAAGUGUUUUAAAAGCCAAAUAAUGUUCUCUCUCUUUGGUUGCCGCCCCAAUUAGCCCUGGAAAACUCACCUUCUGCCUGGCAGCAAGACAGCGCUGAGGGAUACAAAAAUCUGGAGCCACCUCACCUUGACUCAGUGUCAAUGUACACACCUACUGGAAGCACAGAUUCACCGCCAAGUACACCUGCGGAUUCCAUGGAAUCAGAGUCAUUUGAGGCAAGAGGCAGGCUUCUUAGCAGAAGCCCAAGGAAGAAGCCGAGUUUUUUUACAGUGAGUUUGAAAUGUUUCAAGCUGCAAUUUCAUUAGCGCACUAGGAAUGUCUUUUGUUUGGGUCAAGCGAAAGAAACCGGCUUCUUAUGAUCUGUGUAAUUAAACUUUAUACAGUCGAACCCUGCUUUACGGGGACUUCGGCUUAGUACUGUCACCUCGUUAACUUAAGGUGGCUCGACGGGGUUUUUGUACUGCCUGACUACUUGCUUGUUCCUUGUAAGCAUUUUGUAUUGUCCAGAUUUUCAUACCAUCGUGAAUUACAAGCCACCAAGCUUGAAACUUGCCGCGCUUCAGUAACCACCGAACACUCUCAGAAUAUGGUAAUAAGGCGCUUUGCUUUGUGCAGUUACUGAAAGUAGCAAAACAAGAGAUCAAAUAAACCGACUUGGCUGCAAUACCGAAGCUUGAAAGCUAGAACAUUUACCGUUCUAAUGCAGUGAGGAAACAUUUGUGAGCAUUUUGCUGAAUCGUUGUUAUUAAAGGCUGAUUUAAGUGUGAAAAAACAAAACAAAAACAAAAACAAAAAACAAUACAAUACAAAAAAACAAAACAAAACAAAACAGAAAAAGACCCGCUAUAUUCGAAAGUGCACUCGAAGAAAUCAUCGAAACUUGGCCAAAGUGCUACCCAUAAUGUACAUUAUCCAUAGUUUAAACCGAUUGUUCUAAAGAAUUCGUUUCUUUUGGUAAAUACCAAAUAACAAACGUUUGCUAUGGCAACGUUGCGUUGGUAGGGACGCUCCGAUCUUCAAAAACCUAACUGAAUAUCAAACUUUAACGUAUUGCUAGUUUGCUUGUAACAUUGAUAUUGCGAGAAAAUCAUGUCCAAGUGUAUUACUCUGUUAAAUGACGACCAAUUUUCCUUGUGUUGAAUUCGUAAGGAUUCUAUCCAAGUUCACGAAGGGGGAAAGAAGAAUCUGUCGUUAAGUGUUCAUGUCCUCCAUAAAACUUCGCGUUAGGAAGUUCUACGUCAAACUCCUAAAGUGCUCGUCAAGAAAUGUACCAAAAAAGUGUGAUGCACAAUUAUUGCACGUGCAAUACAGUAAUUUGGAUCGAAACCCACCAACCAUGAGCGAGGUUUGUGAUACACCAAUCACCAACAACCACGGUGGUGCAAAUAGUACGACUCAGUAAAUCGACACUAUCUCCUGAUGAAGACCUGCAGUGUGCUGUCGAAACGUCGCGAUCAAUAUCAAAGUGACAAUCGUUAGACAAACGAUAAAAACUAAACCCUUUAUACACAUUAUCCACCAUGAUUAAUAUCUUUCAUGACACCUUUUUUGUUGUUGUUGACCUUCUUUUUUUUGUUGUUGUUGUUGACCUUCUUGGUGUUAUCGUGUUCGUGGUUUUAACCAAAGUUAUGCUUUCAAAAACUGACUCCUUUGUAUGAUAGCUACUACAGUUACUUCUUUGCCUUUUCUUCUUAACUACGACUCUGAGGUUUAAGAUCACUUUGUUGAUGAAAUAUCAGAUGUUUUGUUGGGUACUAAAGAAUUUUUUUUUAUUUCCUUAAUGAGUUGCUAUUAGUUUUUGAAGGUGAUGUAACAUGUCUUGUAUUUUACUGUAGAUGAGAGAGUCAGAGUCCUCAGACAUACUAGAAAGCCCAGAAACUACCUCCAUGCAAGGUAUGAUAACUCAAAAUCAUCAAGUUGAUGUUAACCAGGCAACAUGGGCAAAGCUGUUACCAAGUAGCAGUGUGCGUUUGAGACUGGUUUUCAAUCGAGAUUUCUCCGUGUUGCUGCACCAUGGGAUUAACUGAAAACAUCUGCUCAAAGAGGCUGGGUUAGCACCUUGUUACCUAACAAACCUUCACAGAAUUCUACGGAAAUGUAAUAUAACUGCAACAUACUUUAGAGGAACACUUGAGAAAUGCAAAAAAAAAAAACAUAAAAGAACGCUGGUGGGUGAAAUUGAAGAAUAUUAAACCGGAUGUCCAUUAACGUAAAAUUAAAAAACAACGACCUGCUUUUUCAAGUUUGUCAUAGUUUGUAUGAAAAUAUGACUUAUGAUGCAUAUUAUAUAUACAAUGCGGCGUUGAAGUUGUCAGCGAAAAGCUUUUCGUCUAACAAUUCGUACUUUAAACCUGCCAGUUAAUGAAAAUAGGCAAAAUUAUUGAAAGUAUCGUCCGUCAUCUAGCUUAGUAACUAGCCCCUUUUAGAAUUGUUAGCAAAGGAUUUAAGGGAGACGUGCCAUUCCCUUGAACCUAAAUCCAACUUCUAGCAUGUGUUUUCUUUACCAUCGCACUUUAAAAGUUGCCAAAGUCAAAAUUGAACAGAAAUUCAAAAUAUCAUUUUCAUGGGAAAGUAUUGCCAGUGAGGUUUUAUUUGAAUGGUCCAUAGGAUUUUGUCCACAGACUCAAAAGUUAGAGCCGCCUUACAAGAGACCAUCCCUCACUUUAGGAUUAAAAGGGCCAAGCACACGUACAUGUCUAUUUGUUGCAGCAACUUCUCAUGACUGAUGUCGAUGUUGAAUAUACAUAAAAUGUUCUGCAAUUGGUAUAGGAUUUAAUGGAGCCGAAACCAAUUGUGAAAUUGUAGAAUUGCACGCAUUUUAGGCAUCCUCCUGAUGAACAGUUGCGACACGUAGAUGUAUCUUUUUUAGCAACUUCUAUAAUUUGCAGUCUGUCCACUUUGAAUACAUUAUAACUGUAUGUUGAAUAAAUGGUAAAGAUUAUAUGUUAAUGAGUCCAUCAAAAUGGUUUUGUAAUCGUGUUAGGAUUUCCAGAUAUCCCGCAGGAUCAGACCAGGAAAGAAAUGACCUUUGAAAAGGUAAGAAUAAUAGUUGAUAGUGUGAUGUUCCGGUUCGGCUCUGCUUAAUUUCUAUUCUUUUCACUGGACGGGUAGAAUUGAGUCUUCAAGUUCACCCCUUCGAAUUCCUCUCAGUGCAAAUCGAUUUUAGUUCUUGGCGCUAAUUGAAUUCUUUGUUCUUCGGCUAAGUUGCUUCAUGGUGGGUGGAACUUUAGUUUUUCAAUAUUUUCAAAGAGACGGAAUUGUCUGCCCCAAACGCUGUUUUUGUUGUUGUUGGCCGUAACAGAGUACGGCGUAGGCAAAGCUUCUUAACUCCUUCUUUGGCCCCUCCUGCUGCCCCUGCAUUAUAUUCCGCAAAGCCUUCCCUCUCCUCUUUUUUCCCUUCUAAAUCUUUAUAAUUAUUUUUCUCUUCUCUACAUAGGUAUUUGUAUUCAACUUGUUUAGUGAUAUUUUGUGUGAGUGAAAUAGAAAUUGAACUGAAUUGAGACAAUUCUUUUUGGUCCAAUCACGGUUAUCUAUUGUUCGUAAGAUUAACAUAGCUUCACCAAGUAAUUUAACUCAAAUUUCCUUUAGGUCCUUGUUGCCUCCUUCUUUGCGUAUUUCACUGAUAACUUAUUACUUUGCUGGUUUUUAUUUUAGCCGCAACUUGGAGUCUCUCCCGCUGAGCACUUCCCAGUUUCCUCUCUGCCAGAAUACAGCCAGUGGCAACUGAAGAAAGCAGAGACCAAAUAUCUGUCAUCAUCUGAGAUGUACCGGGUAAGACUGGGCAGUAGGGAGGCAGUAUGUGCUACGAGAUCGUUUAGAUCUGUUUUCUGUGACUUUUGUGACACCAAUAAUAAAGAAUCAUAGGAUUGCUCAUCCCCUCCCUCCAGAAGUAGCAGAGCUGACGUGCUGUACACAGGUGUUUUCCCUCUUAUUAAUUUCUUUUUCGCUGCGAUGAAUCAGCACGGUGGCCGGGGAUGAAACUGGACUGCGUCCUAAUCGACGUUAAGCCCAUAAUACCCACUGAAGUCCCGAGAGCCUUGGCCACACCACCUGGAUCUUCGGUUUGUUGGAGAGGAGCAAUGGAGGGGUGCGCGAGAGAACGGGGAAACCGCGAGGAAAACCGGGCGUAAACCUUUCUGGCGACUUUGUUGCUCAUGUAGUGCUUUUUAUUUUAAGUUCGAAAAGAGAUAGUUCGGUGAAGGUACUGGUCUGUAGGUUUCUCCUCUUUAUCCCAGUUCACUAGAAUGUUGAGCCAUCUGUGGAUACUCUGGCAAAGGCAGCACCUUUAUUCGGAGUUGGUUUAAGACCCCGAGUAAUUGGUUCCGACCAAGGGCCUACCACUUUUGGGGUGUGGUACAAAAUUAAUGAACCAAACGUGGCAUACUUUUGUUAGCCUGCUCCACUAUUCGAGGUUAGAGUACGCCUGUGACGUAGGCUAAACUUAUGAUAGUGUUUGCGUUACUGUGUAGCUUGCAAGUGAUGAAGAGAGUGUCCAUUCGCUGAACAUUGACGACCAUGAUCACCAUCACACUGGUAAGUUUUGUCAGAGGGUAUUGCUUACAGACAAAAACCAGAUAGAAACAUACAGAUACAAGUUUGUUAUCUUCAGUGGUUAUUGUUAUUGACUGAAAGGAAGAAACUUGUUAGCAACGCUCUGCUUACUUGGCCAUUUCUCAUAGGAGAUAAGAAGACUGACCAACCGGGCAAAGACUAUCCGCAACAAUAUUCUACCACUCCAAAGAAGAUAGAGAGACCGAAGUCACUAACCCUCCAUACCCUGUCAGUGGAUCCGCCAGUGAUUCGAGAAAGCCCCGAGUUCGCUGCAGACAAGGUCUUUACAGAUCACGACAAAGCUGUAACGAGCGCAAACAAAGACAAGCUUCCCAGUCCUACGCGUUCACCUAAAGCGCGCGAAUCUUCCAAAGACCUGGACACUGAUCCCGAGGUAAAAUUUAAAUACAGUGCAGUCCUGAUUUCUCAAAAGUUCGACUUAUUCGAAAAAAAAUGGCUCCCUUUCCAGUCAGAUAGUAAUUUCACUACCAGUUUUCCAAACCUAAUGAUAAUUUAAACCAAAUCUCUUCUCCUGAGGUGCCCCGAAAAAUCGGAAUUCCAGUGAAAUGCUCGUGUUUGUUUUACUUGUGGUCUCUCGGUUAAGUGGUCAAAAUAAAUGUACUCGACGAAUACAUGCCUUGAGUAGGAAUGCUAGCGAUAUACAAAACACUCCUCAUUUGAUAACCCUGAUGGACACAAAUUUUUGGCGUCAAACUAAAAAAAAGUAUUAAUGAGGGAGCUCUGCAAACACCUUUUCAUGGAAGCGGGUGAAAAGGGUACCCACCAAGUGCUUAUGUCAAGCGACUCGCGAUUCCUCUAGAUUUAGGGGAAAUGUACUCUAGCUGAUUCGUUCGUGGUGGUCUCAUGCCGUUAUACGAAUUCUUAGAGAAAGACGUCCGAGAGAGAUGUCGUCUUUUAUUUGGCAACGUUACCCUGUUCGUCUCCUGGAACUUUCUAACCCCAUGUACAUGUCAAAGCUAGGACCAAGACUUUAGACGAGUCAGGUGUUGAAACCUUUAUUUUUCUUUCCAACGCUAUCUCCUAGGUCCCUAAAAAACCAAAGCUGAAGAAGUCGUCCAGCAUCAGUUCACCAAUCAGAGACAAGAAGAGCUUGGAUCACUCGGCCCAUUCCUCUUUCUCAUCUCCCCGUCAAGGAAAAAGUACGAUGGCUGUGAAAAGUAAAGAAGCCGAAGACAGACAUGGUUACAUGGGUUUCCUUGGAGAUCCAAAGAAGAGCUCCUCAUCACCAGAGCUUUCUUCGCCGCCAGCUGUUCAUAAAGGUAUCUUCUUAUCACGAGUACUGUACUUCGUCCUUCUGCUAAAGUUGCUGUGUAUCUUAGUAUAUUCUUGUAUAUCCCUUUCUUAUAAUAAAUUUCACUGUAAAUUUCUUCCCCGAUUCCCUAGUGCCACUUGUUAAAAGCGAAGGUGCCAAGCGGAAGAUGUCUCGCUCAAGAAUUGUUCCCCUAACGGGGGGUCCUCAGUUCAUAAAUAAGGGAUCCAAGUCAGCCCCAGUAGCGAGCGACCCUACAGAUUCGGGACCUAAAGAGCCCCCCAUUCUGGUGACUCCGUCAGAAUCAUUCAGGUAUCCCCUGGACCCGUGCUUCGUGUUCCUACAGCUGUAUCAUGCAUCAUUCCUGGGAGCCGCACACGAAAAACCACAGCCGGUACCUGAAGGCGAGGUAGAGUAAUAGCGCUAUGGUCUACGGAGUAGCAUAGAUCAACUUGACCUCUGUAAAGAAGACAUGAUUUCAAUGUACUGGUAUUUUUUGUUGUUGCUGCUGUUACGGUUAAGAAUUUGACUCUGAUAUUAAAUUAGUGGUGUCUGUUGCCACUGGGUGUACUUUGUCUGGUGCUGGCUGGCCGUGCUGGCUAUUUGCGGAGGUUCCAAUUUAAUUUUCUCUCGAAAGCGAUAUAACGAUGUGUCAGCUGGUUCAACAUGAUUGUUUUUCGUCACAUAGAUAAGAUACUACUAUUUAAGAUUUUCUUACAAAUACGAUAUGCAUUGUUAAACCCCUGCAUUUCGCUACUUUAGGUGGAAGACAUAGUUCUCAUUGUUUGAAUCCCCUGGUUUGAUAUUUUGGUAUUAAUUUUUUUGUGGGCGCUGGGAAAGGGGAUCAUUUGGCAUAACACCGCAGAGCGAAAGAAGGUUCGACCUUAAUAGGCCCAGCUAUUUCAUUUUCGAUCGAACUAGUGCUACAUUUAUCUAUUUAUUCCAAACGAUUAUUCUGUUAUCUGUUGGACAGGUCAUUGAGCGAGCCAUCAAGUGCCUUGACCGUAUCCCUCCCUAUGAUACACACAAGAUUGGUGUGAUUUAUGUUGGGCCUGGGCAACAUGACAACGAGGCUGCAAUCUUGAGAAAUGUUUACGGGUCAACCCGUUACAUGUCAUUUCUUGCGGGACUCGGCACUCUCGUUCGGCUUCGGGACUGCCCGCCAGCGGAGAUUUACACUGGUGGGCUGGAUAGAAAUGGCGAGGACGGUGAAUUUGCCUACAGCUGGCAGGAUGAUAUUUGUCAAGGUAACGGCCCUUCCUAAAGAAAAUUUAUUGACAAACACACUGAAAUAAGAAGUAAUCUCUGAAAUUUCUGCAGUCUUCCUUUCGCAUUUUACCAGCAGUCACUGUGUAUAACAUAAUAAAUAAACAAAGUAGUAGCAACGUGGUAGCUACAAUCGAAGCCCUCGUAAGCGACCACCUCGAAAAUUCGAAAAAGUGUUCGUAUCUAGAGCUGGUCGCUUACGAGAAUCAGUUCUCGUAAACGAUCGCAUGGUAAAACAAUAGAAGGUGGUCGCUUCAGAAAUCCAUUAAUAAUUAGUAAAGAAAAAACAAAAGAAAUUAACGUUAAAUGAGUGUCUUAAUAUCUGACAUAGACACAACGGUUAAACUUUACGUCCAAUUUUUUAGACCAUUAGUGCAGUGUACAGUUUCAUUUUCACUCUGAGUGGUCGCUUACGAGAGCUUUUCAUUACAAAGUUUAAGUCACAGUUCAAACGGAGUUUCACGAAGGUGGUCGUAACUAGAGCUGGUCGCUCACGAGAGUGGUCGUGAGGAGAGCUUCGACUGUAUUAAUUUGUUUAGUUCUCGCAGGGAUUAAAUCCAGGCAGUCAAAAGUGAGAAAAAUCUUGAACAUCAAUCCAACAACACUAAGUGGUGUACCAAGGAUUUCAUGUAUUUUUUGUAAAGUAGAAUUUAGCACAAAAACCACUGUUUAACGGUUGGGGAAAGGGGAGUGGUUAAUUAAUCUACAGCCAACAAAAAGAAGAGGGGAAAUGGUGUCAAGAACAAGGAAAUGAAUACUAUUCUACGUGCUUCUUUAAUUUCAGAUCUACUUUCUCGAGGAAAAAGUCAAUCGUUUUUUUUUUAUUUUUCGUUUUUUAGUUAUCUUCCAUGUUGCCACACUGAUGCCGACCCGUGAAUCCGACUCAGGCUGUAACUCGAAGAAGAUGCACAUUGGUAACGACUUUGUAACCAUCGUCUACAAUGACUCCCAGCAGACGGUAAAAUUUGGCACGAUCAAGGUAACAUACCUUCAAGAAAAAAUGCUUGACAAGGUUUUCGUCGUUUUUGUUGACAUCGGGGUCCCUCCCCUCGGUAUUUCUGUCUGAGAAACCAACUUUGGUUUGUUCCUCUUUCGUGCCUUUGGUACGUUGGCUUGAGCAGCUUCUUUUUAUAUUGCUUGCUUGUUUGGUUUUGCCUUAUCUCUUGAUAUUGUGCUGUUUCAGUAUCUAACAGUACUACAAUUAUAGCUUUCAGUUUAUAAAGGCACAUUUAAAGAUUUCACCCACAAACCAAAUGUUAGCACCAUCCUGGGCUGUGCAAUAAACAGGUCACAGAUGGUUGUUUCUCAGUGGCUGUAAUUUAGAGUCGAACUUUACUCUGAAGAAUUAAAUUUUGAGGCCAAUUUUUAAUCAAUAAAAGGGAUUAUGAAAAAGGACAUUGCUACCCCAAUUAGAAUCGUCUUGGUUUUUUUCUCCGUUUUACUUCUUAACAGGAGCACGAUGCACGAAAAGAAGAUAAAACAAUUUGGAUUGACAUUUUGGUUAACUUAAGCUUUUUAAUCGUUUUAUUUUAGUUUUCAUUUUUUUUUCUCUUAUUUUCUUUGCCAGGGUCAGUUCAAUUUUGCUGAAGUGUUGGUUAAACCGCUUGAUAAUGCAUCUAACAUGGUGUCCCUGCGGUUCAAAGAUGAGCUAAAGGAUCUGCUGACUGACACAGGGCCCCGAGUCAUCUCUGAUGACAACCUUCCUCGCUUGGUACGGCAGUUGGUCGUGCACAUUAACGUAAGUCAAUGUCAUGCACUGUUAAGUGUUCAGAUUUUUUUCCCGAAAAAAAAUCAAAUAAAAUCUUUGAUGACUUAGUAAAACUCAAAUUUAGCGACGAAAUACAUUAUGAGAUUUACAUCUAGGCCAAUCGUUUACAGUUUGUCGGAUGUGUUAACACCCAGGCUCAAGUACAGAUUGAGACAACCUUUUGCAAUUCGUAAAUUCCUUAACAAUAAUUUGUACUGGUAUCGAGAAAUUCAUACAUAACUUGUUAUCAGUGUAAAUGAAACAAAUUGGUCGUUGUCUACUAGAUAUUUUGCAGGAUAUUACACUGCCUUAUAGACCAAAUUUGGUCAUAGUUUUUGUUUCCUGUCGUCUUUCGUAGUCCUGCUACCAUUGCGUUCGACGUUAGGAGAACGCAACUCCUAAUCUGUUUGCGUAUUUCGUCGUUCUUCCGCCUUUCCAGCGGCAUCUUGAAUUACUUCACGUGCAGACCAUGGUAACGUGGUAGGCAACGACGCAUGUAUAAUCGAACCGGCGUGGGCGAGAAAUUAAAACAGAAUUCUCGACUGUUAUUGUUGGCAAUUUUCAACUUGACCCGGCUUUGCAAACAAUCCAUUGUAUUCAUUGUGCAGCUUGUUUUAUGAUGUUGGCUUGAUAUACUUUGCGUUAUCGUUGUAAUUUAUACAACUUUGCAUUUCAUCAGCAUUUCCGUGCACACCUCUACGCACUUUAUAAUCUACGAUUAAUGCUAGUUUUAUAUCUUAAUCUUGACGUUUUCUUUCAUUUCCCUACAGAUGGCAUCUGUUAUUCACCAAAGUCAAAAGCGGCCAACAGACGCUUACGGAUGUAAUUGGCUAGAGAGGUUACGUCAGAUUAAACGAGUGCGCUCAAAGGCGACGGCAGAGAAUUUUUCAGUUCCCAGCAGCCCCAUGGGUAAGGCCUCACCCUCACCUGGGCUGCGCCCUUCGUCUUCACUGGUCACAGGUCUCACAGAUUUCACAGAGUAUAUUAUGAGAUAA